Molecule: messenger RNA, 920 nt
Organism: Linum trigynum
Lineage: Eukaryota; Viridiplantae; Streptophyta; Magnoliopsida; Malpighiales; Linaceae
Source: the annotation of a GenBank genome assembly
CUUCCCCUUCUCAAAUGGCUCCCCAGCCUCUCUUCUCCUCCUCCUCCUCCGCCGCCGCCGCCGACCACUGAUCCCCCCGGCCGUCAAACAUCAUGUUCUCACCGCAGCCGCUGCGCAACGGCGAGACGCCGUCUCCACACCCACGGAUCUCCGCCCCUCACUUCCACUCCACUCUGUCCGCACAGAAGCUCCGCCGAUUCAACUCGCUCAUCCUCCUCCUCCGCCUCCUCGCCUUCUGCUUCUCCCUCUCUUCCUCCAUCUUCACCCUCACCAACUCCGGCGGCCCCGGCUCCCCCUCCUGGCGCGACUUCGACGCCUUUAGAUACGUUUUCGCGGCGAAUGCGAUCGUGGCGGUGUACUCGCUCCUGGAAGUGACGGCGUCGGCGUGGGAAGUUCUCAAGAGCGCGACGAUUUUUCCAGAGGUGCUGCAAGUGUGGUUCGAUUUCGGGCACGACCAGAUUUUCGCUUACCUGCUGCUGUCGGCGGGCUCGGCGGCGACGGCGCUCGCCCAGACGCUCAGGGAAGGAGGAGACACCUGUGGAUCUUACAGCGCUUUCUGCCUCCAGUCGGACAUCGCCAUUGCCCUGGGCUUCCUCGGGUUCCUGUUCCUAGGGUUCACCAGCUUGCUCUCGGGCUAUCGGGUCGUCUGUUUUGUAAUCAACGGCUCUCGUUUCCAUCUCUGAGAAUUUCAUAAUUAUAAAAGGUUCUCGAGUUAAAUAGGAUUUUGAUUUUGAUUGUUUUUUUUUUCUCUCUCUCUUUCGUUUUGGUACCAUAUAUGUGUGACUUGUGUGUUAUGAUGGCAUUCCUCAGUUGGUACAAUAUGAUUCAAGAGAUAAUGAUUGUUUUGCUAUUAUUGAUUGAGAGGAGAUCGUGGUACUUCGUUUGAUAUAUGAAUUUAGCAAUGAAAUUGAGUUUGAUAA